Closterium sp. NIES-65 is the source of this 678-nucleotide messenger RNA. The record is from the annotation of a GenBank genome assembly. NCBI's taxonomy places the organism in Eukaryota, Viridiplantae, Streptophyta, Zygnematophyceae, Desmidiales, Closteriaceae.
AUGCUCGCCUCCAUGACCGGCUCCUCCCUCGCCGCCCGCCUCAUGGCGCGCCCCGCCCUGCGAGUGGAGCUCUACAUGCAGAUCGUCUUCGCCGUCUCCUCCCUCUCCCUCCUCGUCCCUCUCUUCACCUUCGUCAGUGCUCCUCUGCGCCCCACCUGCUUCCCCCGUAUCUCCCUCUCCUGCACUCGAUCUGCACUCGCUCUGUGUGAUACACUGCACUCCCUCUGUGCUCUCUCACCUAAAGUUCCCUAUUCGUCUCCUCGUUGCACCACUACACAUCCCCAACCCCUCCUUUCCGCCGCAUCACCACUCCCUGCGCCUUUCCAGCCAUCUGACUGUUGUGUCUCGUACUUAAUUUGCCUUACUGCCCGUCCCUCCGCCCAUCCCUCCGCCCAUCGCGGCUACGCGAUGCGCUCGCAGUUCAUCCCCGAGGAGGCGCGCGCCACCAUCAUGAACUUCUUCCGCAUCCCCCUCAACUGCUUCGUCUGCAUCGUGCUCUACAAUGUAUGUGAGUGCAUUCCCCAUCACAGCCAUGUCGGCAUGUGCUCCAUCUUCCUCGCCAUGGCUGCUGUGCUGCAGCGCCGCCUCUUCGCCAUCUCCUCCCCGAGCAAGCCCGGCACGCCCGCCUGCCACUGUGAGUCGUGGGAUCAUGCGUUACUCAUUGCUUUUCUUUUGUGA